Molecule: messenger RNA, 1653 nt
Organism: Cladophialophora carrionii CBS 160.54
Lineage: Eukaryota; Fungi; Ascomycota; Eurotiomycetes; Chaetothyriales; Herpotrichiellaceae
Exons: 1
Coding region: 1-1653 (550 amino acids)
Source: RefSeq, a predicted model, not a curated record
AUGGACGGACCUGGUGAUGAACGAGGCUUGUCCCGGCGGGGCACCGAGCGUCAAGCCAGCCUUCAACUUGGUCGACCAAACCGCUCGAUGGAGAAUGUCGCCGAAGACCCGGCACUGGAGAUUGCAAUGGCAAGAUCUCGCCUUCGGUCAAUUGCUGCUCCCAAGCAACAACCUGCCCAAAAAGGGCUAGGGACGUCACGUAGCCGGCCGCUCACCAUGGACGAGCUGAACACUAUGCUGGACGACGCCAUCAAGAGCAACUCUCCCAAACCUGAAGUGUCUUCCGACGAACAGGGCGCCAACCUUGCCCCGAAGCCUGGGUUUGUCCUUCGUCGAGCUUCCACUCGCCAGGACCGCCGUCGCUCGCAAUCUCGGGCUCGCGUUUCUCGGAGGACCACCGAAUCUGUCGAGCCACGCACCAGCGACGAGUCUACAAGAGUCCGCUACGACGGAGAUGAGGGAGCACGAACCCAGGAAGAUGCUGCACGCCGAGACACUCUCAAGUCUACAUCUCCUGCUGCUCCAAGACUGAAACCGGUUGCGACCCCGGUCACGGAACUAAGCCCAGUCAAACAACGAGCUGCCAUCUUCGAAAGUCUAACCAAGAAAGCAGAACCAUCAGGUCAUGACUCCAUCUGUCGCCAUUUUGGCCACGACCAUGAUCCGACACAUGACCAUACUCAUCACCAUGCUGGACCCACCCGCAAAGAGCCAAAGAAGGUCCACCGGAUCAAGUUUGGAGACAGAAUCGAGGAGAGACCCGCCACGCCCUUGAUACCCUUGAAUCUACCCGCGAUGGUAACGAAAGAGAAGACUACUCGACCGCUGCCUCCACCCGAACGGGAGGAAGAAUUUCAGCCUCCCCUCGAUCCGCCAGCGGAAGAGCCCAACCAGGACGAUGUGUUCAAAGAGGAAGCUCAAGAUCGGAAACCUUCACUGACCUGGCCUUUCAAAUGGGGGCUUUUCAGCAAGGGGGCGUCCGCACCACCCCAAGAGAGUGAACCCUCUACUCCGGCUGUGGUCGAGCCCAAGGACCAACACUAUCCGACAACGCGGCCAAGCGUGGUUCGAAGCAAAGUCCAACAGAUUCUACAGGCCGUGGAGCAAAAGGAUGAUGCAGAGCAGCGACGUCGAGAGGCAGAAAGAGAACGUAUUACGCGCAGAAACAGUCGUGCUGCACCCCCGUCUCGACGACAGACUGUCGUAAAGCGUGUUGAACCCAAGCAAGAGGUGACCACUGAGCCAGCAACAAUGGAGACUCCGCAAAGGGAACAACUUCAGGGUCUCAAAGCUGCAGCGGGGCCCGACACAAAGACGAAGACUCCUCUUCAGAACGCCAUGUCGGAGAAGCAGGUAUUGGCACCUCCUGUCCGCGCCGAACAGGACAGCGACUCAGCUGCCAGUCCACCAAAAUCCCUCCCUCAAACUCCGGUCCGGGGAAGACCAAGUCUUGCGUACCAAACACCGGAGCAGAAGCACUCGGUGGAGCGACAAUUCAACCUCAGCCCAACCCGCAGCGCUUCGAAGCAUCGCCAGGGUGUCAAGGUUGAAGUCGAGAUCCGUGACAGUCCGGAACGGGAGGCCAGGGAGAGAGGAGAAAAGAUUGUCAUCAUCAGAGCGGGUGUGGGCUCGGACAUGGAUGAGGGCACAUGA